Messenger RNA from Pteropus alecto (black flying fox), 5598 nucleotides. RefSeq names its product autophagy related 9B (gene ATG9B). NCBI's taxonomy places the organism in Eukaryota, Metazoa, Chordata, Mammalia, Chiroptera, Pteropodidae. The record is from RefSeq and is a predicted model, not a curated record. The coding region runs from base 2297 to 4720 and encodes 807 amino acids. Gene Ontology annotation, biological process: autophagy of mitochondrion; protein localization to phagophore assembly site. Gene Ontology annotation, cellular component: phagophore assembly site; autophagosome. The transcript is spliced from 15 exons.
AGCAGGAGAGGGCACUGCCUUUCGUCGGCUGCCUGACAACUCCGGGGUGACGAUUUGACCGUGUGCAGAGUGCAUCCCCCCACCCUGGGGUGCCCAUAGUAACACGUCGGCCGCUGACCUCCGGGUCAUUCUAUCGGUGUUCCCGGCUGACUCUAGAGGUCCCUGGGUCUCCAGGGAGUGUAGAGCGCUGGUUCUGGGGGAAGAUGACAAAAAUCGCCUGGAGAAGUUUUUGGAAACACGUGCACGUGCCUUGCAACCCACCCGGCUUUCCCAGGCGGGUCAGAGUUCCGGGGACAGCAGCUUCGUAUAUUUGAGGAAAAAACUCCCCAGUGAUUCUGAUACGGUCCCCCUACUCAACGAUUGAGAACUACGGGUAUGGAGGUCUGGCAGCUUAUCAAGGCGCGACCUCAGACCCAUCUCCCCCAAAGAGUCUUCUUCACUGCAGGUCAGACUAAUUUGCUUAAGGCUUCCACCGCACGGCUCUUGAUCCUCUGCUUAUUUAUUUCUUCCGUGCAAUUAUUUGCGUAGCUGCCUCCCCCUACUGGCUGCGAUUUCUUUUCGAGUAGUGGCUCCGUCUCAUUCAUCCGUCCCCGCUUCCCUUUCAAAUGCCGGGCAUGAAGAAGUGCCAUUAUUAUUAUAAAUAAUAAAUUGACUUGAACUAGGGAAGUGGUGGGGAGGCUGUAAAUGGAUGAAUCUGGGGUGGAACUGGGUGAGACAAUGUGCCAGAAGUAGUUUGAGGUUGGCUGGGUGUAUGGCAGGGAUCCUAAUGUGAGUAUGGUGGAAUACUGAGGUGAGCCCCGAGGUUGAGGAGAGAUCAGAGGAAACCCCUCAUAACCCAUCUCGACAGAUGUCUCGGAGAGAGUAUGGAAAAUUCCUAGCCCCUCUACAGUGCGUAAUUCCAUUCUGGGCAUUAGGAUGAGACCGCUAGAAGGGGCAAAUCUCGUUUUCAUAGCUCUGCCUUCUAAUCAGGGAUAAAACUAUGCAAGUCCUGAACUAGAAUGACAGUUCCCCUCCCAGGAAGGAGGCACAGAAGGACAAACAGGCAUAUCUGGGCUCAAAUUUUGUGGGCAGUUCUAUGAUUGCCUCCACACUCCUCCAGUGACGCUCUGGGAAGCACCCUGUUCCUCGCUCCGUGUCUUGGAUACCGGCCUGUAGAGGCCUAAGCCUUGGAGGCCUGACACCUGGGUGGCUGAGUCAGCACCCCAGGCAUGGGCUUCAGUAGGAAACCUGGUGAUUCAGGGCCUCAAGAAUGGCGUUGGACAAGCCACCUGACCAGCUAGCUGCCUGGGCCUCCUCCUCCGCCUUAUUGCAAUGGCAAUAAGGAACACAGUUCGGUCGGCUCGUUCCUGGGCACCUAAAUUAGCCUUCCAAACCCCAGACCUCCAGCUCCCCUCUGCUGGUUCAGUCCUGAUGCUUCUCAGGAGACUCCAGAAACUGGAUCAGGUCUUGGGGGAGAGGAUUUCAAUUCCGGAAGAUAAAGAAUUAUACAUAAUGGAACUUCCAAGGAACCCCACUUUGCUACUCUAAGCGCCACAACUCACUUCUCACAUUCAAGAGAGUCGCCUCUCCAUUCUCCUCUUCCCUUCCUAGUACCAUCAGACAAACAAAAUAGGCAGCCCUCUCCUUCCUUCCUUCCUUCCUUUCUUCCUUCCUUCCUUCCUUCCUUCCUUCCUUCCUUCCUUCCUUCCUUCCUUCCUUCUUUCCUUUCUUCUUUUUCUUUUCUUUCUUUCAUCCUGUUUUUGGUCUUAAAGCAUUUCUCUGUUGAUCACUGUGUGUGCAUGUCUCUCUUGUGUGUAUGCGUGUCUCUUAUGUAUGUGUCUCGUGUGUGCGUGUGUGUGUGUGUGUGUGUGUGAGUGUAAGGAGGGAAGACAAGAUUUUAAUUAAUCAAAGAUUUAACAUCUUGGCCCCAUAGACCUAUAAUCCUUUGAUAGGGUUUUCUUUUUUGCUUUUGUUACUUUGGCUGCUACUCUCCGGCAUCCCCUGUAAAUCCACUCGAGGUCUGAAGAUGGGACAGCAGGUGUCUCUUCUGGCUGCUUUUCAGCAUCUGCCUCUCUAGCUGACGCCUCUCCUAGGCAUGGAGGCGGGGCCCUGAGAGCUUUGGCCAAAGGUUGCUCUGAAGGGGGUGUGAGUGCUUAGACAGGUGACUAGGAGCUGGGACGCCUGGGGCCUGCCCCAACUGAGUCACUGUGCUGUUGUUGACACCGUCCUGUUGAAGUCCCUUCUCAGCUCCCCAGACCUCUGUGGAAACAGCAGCAGCUCCCAUCCUUACAAACUCUCAGGAGAAGGUGCCAGCCUGAUGGUGAGGCGAACGGGCUGGGGGGGGAGUAGGGGGAGGCUGGGGCUGUGGGGAGACCUGGGGCCUGGAUCGAUGCCCCUCCUCCCCAUGCCCCUGCCUCCUCUUCCUCCUCCUCCAUGUCGGAGGCCUGGGGGAGGGAGGGUCUCCAUCUUCUCUCUGUCCCCUGCUCCUCACACAAGAAGUGUGCCUUCCUCAGUUCCUCCUCUGGCCCUGGGGUCCCCCUGCCCAGCGGCACAGGCCCCAGGGGCUUCUCAGCCUUGCCACAGUGCCCUCCCCACCCCAGCCACACCCCCAACACAGGGUGGGCGUGUGAUGACUCCCAUCUCUGCUCCCCACUCCUGGGGUUCCCAUUCCACCCCACCCCUCGCCUCGGCGACACCCCCUCCUUCAUGCCGAUGCCCCCAGGACAAUCCUGGGCUGCGGAUAGGCCCUCUGAUCCCUGAGCAGGAUUAUGAGCGUCUUGGGGACUGUGACCCUGAGGGGUCCCAGGAGUCACCCAUCCAUGGGGAGGAGCAGCAACCCCUGCUUCAUGUGCCUGAAGGGCUCCGAGGCUCCUGGCACCACAUCCAGAACCUGGACUGCUUCUUCACCAAGAUCUACAGCUACCACCAGAGGAACGGCUUUGCCUGUAUCCUGCUGGAGGAUGUCUUCCAGCUGGGACAAUUUGUGUUUAUCGUCGCCUUCACGACCUUCCUCCUUCGCUGCGUGGAUUACAAUGUUCUCUUUGCCAACCAACCGAAUAACCGGACAAGACCUGGGCUGCCUCACAGCAAGGUGACCUUGUCGGAUGCCAUCCUGCCUUCGUCCCAGUGUGCUCAGCGGAUCCACUCCAGCCACCUGCUGGUUCUCCUCCUGAUCCUGGCUGCAGCCUUCUGGCUGGUCCAGUUGCUUCGCUCAGUCUGCAACCUCUUCAGCUACUGGGACAUCCAGGUGUUUUACAGGGAGGCCCUGCACAUCCCCCCGGAGGAGCUCAGCUCGGUCGCCUGGGCUGAGGUGCAGUCGCGCCUCCUGGCGCUGCAGAGGAGCGGGGGGCUGUGCGUGCAGCCGCGGCCGCUCACCGAGCUGGACGUCCAUCACCGCAUCCUGCGCUACACCAACUACCAGGUGGCGCUGGCCAACAAGGGCCUGCUGCCGGCCCGCUGCGCGCUGCCCUGGGGAGGCGAUGCGGCCUUCCUCAGCCGCGGCCUGGCCCUCAACGUCGAUCUGCUCCUCUUCCGCGGCCAAAAAAACGACGCCUACAAGCGCAGCGACCAGCGGGGCGCUCUGGCAGCGCGCUGGCGGCGCACGGUGCUGCUACUGGCUGCCGUGAACCUGGCGCUGAGCCCGCUGGUGCUGGCCUGGCAGGUGCUGCACGCCUUCUACAGCCACGUGGAGCUGUCUUUCGUUCCGGACGAGCAGUGCCAAGGCCGUUCCCCGCAGCUCCUGCUGCAGUCGGCCUUGGCCCACAUGCAUUACCUCCCGGACGAUCCCGGCGCUGCGGGCAAGGCCAGCGCUUACCGGCAGAUGGCGCGUCUGUUGCAAUACCGAGCGGUCUCCCUCCUGGAGGAGCUGCUGUCCCCUCUCCUCACCCCGCUGUUCCUGCUCUUCUGGUUUCGCCCUCGUGCCCUGGAGAUUAUUGAUUUUUUCCAUCACUUCACUGUGGAUGUGGCCGGGGUUGGCGACAUCUGUUCCUUUGCCCUUAUGGAUGUGAAGCGCCAUGGCCACCCCCAGUGGCUCUCAGAGGGACAGACCGAGGCCUCGCUGUCCCAGCGUGCGGAGGACGGAAAGACUGAGCUCUCCCUGAUGAGGUUCUCCCUGGUGCACCCACAAUGGCGCCCCCCCGGGCACAGCUCCAAGUUCCUGGGGCACCUUCGGGGCCGGGUACAACAAGAUGCGGCUGCCUGGGGUGCCACCUCGGUUCGCAGCCCCCCCACCCCCAGAGUGCUUAGCGACUCGUCCUCACCUCUGCCGGAAGCCUUCCUGGCCAACCUCUUGGUGCACCCCCUCAUGCCCCCACGGGACCUGAGCCCCACAGCCCCCUGCCCAGCUGCAGCCACUGCCAGCCUCUUGGCCUCCAUUUCCCGAAUUGCCCAGGACCCCAGCUGUGUGUCCCCGGGGGGCACUGGGGGCCAGAAGCUAGCCCAGCUCCCAGAGCUUGCUUCUGCUGAGAUGAGUCUCCAUGCCAUCUACCUGCACCAGCUCCAUCAGCAGCAGCAGCAGGAACCGUGGGGCGAGGCCUCCUCCCUGUCCAGGCCCUGGUCCAGCCCGCCACAGACACUCUCGCCUGAUGACGAGAAGCCAUCCUGGUCAAGCGAUGGUUCCAGUCCUGCCUCCAGCCCCAGACAGCAGUGGAGAACCCAGAGGACGCAGAAUCUGUUCCCUGAACAGUUUCAGGAGACCACAGACACCCAGAAGGAGCCUGGCCAGGCCCCGGGCACUGACUGAGAAGGCACCUUAGGGUUCCUCAGCUUCUCCAGCCACAGGAGACUGGAUGAGGUGGAGCGGAAGAGCACACCGAACCCUCUUUAGGGACCCCCCCCAGAUGCUUUAGUUGGGCAAGACUUGGGGAUCAAUGACGAACUCGCCCCAGAGAACACAGAAAGGGUAGGAGAGGAGAUGCCAAAGGUAUCUAUCUAGAAACAAGUAUUGGAGACAAUCGCCCCAGGGAAGGGAGAAGGGGACACCCCCCCCCAACUAGCCGUCCUGGAGCAGGUGCCUGGGAAGAAGUCCCCAAAUGUCCUCAGGGUGGGGGCAGGGUCAAGGCAGAAGCCAAGCUAAGUGCAAAGGAAACAGUGAGGGACAGGACCUGAGACGCACUUAGUCCUUUGGUUCCCAUGGGACUUGUGGAGGGGGCCACAGGGACCUGUGAGUGGAAAGGCUAGUGAGCGCUGAUGUUUUUGGAGUUCGGCAUUGCUAUGACGUCUGAGGAAGUGGGUGUGGCUCCUCAUCCUGUCUGAAACAAGCAGUAAAGGUUGCUCACGGCUGCGUUGCACAUCUCUGUGACCUUGGUCUCUGGCAUCUCCAUUCCUGGCAGCUGAGGGAGGUACCUACUUCUCACUCAAGAGCAAGCGAACCGCACUGGAGAACUGCCUGUGACUGGUGGCCGGGAACCACGGUUCUAGAGUGCCAGGUCGGAGUGGAGUGUGUAGGAUGGGACUCGCUAUCCAAGAGUUACCACCCCCACAUCUGCACAAGUUAAAAGACAGAGCUCGUUGUUCUAUAAUUUUAAUCCACGGGGCUGGGUUAGGCAUCUCAGUAGCUCCCAUGACAUCCGGUUCAGUCUCUUAUGAAUUCUUCAGUAAUAAAUAUUUGAAUGAUUUGGA